Messenger RNA from Cyclocybe aegerita, 1158 nucleotides. NCBI's taxonomy places the organism in Eukaryota, Fungi, Basidiomycota, Agaricomycetes, Agaricales, Hemipholiotaceae. The record is from the annotation of a GenBank genome assembly.
AUGCCGCCACGUAUCACACAAGACCCGCACUUGGUGCAACCCCCCGACUUUGAGUCGGAACAAUUCCGGGCGCUUUACGCCACCUUAGCCACCGCCGAGCGCACAGUGGACGCUAUCAUAGCCGACUCCCAAAAUGCUUGGACCCAGAACAACGACGCCCAGGUCGAGCAAGACCACGCAGAAGAAGAGGAAGCUAGGGCAGCUCAGGAGCAAGCAAAGCAAGAGGCCGCCGAAGCUGAGAAGCGUGAGAGGGAGAACAAACGGCCCAAGAUAAAAUCCUUCACCCCGAACAAGACGGUCGGGAAGUUGUCAUCUCGUCGACCUUCCCGCUAUGCGAUCCACAAGAUCGAACAACUCGAGAGGCCUGUCUUGAGGCCGAGAGGACGGAAUACUCAGUGGCGAGUGCUGGCUGACGGAGAGAACGUGCUGGCCGCCGCUGCGUACAAGCCAUCCACAAAGGUCGUCCAGGAUGAGAACCUCGAAUGGCGCCAAAUCAUCAAGGCGAAGGACUACAUGCUGGAGGCCAUGGUGGACGCAGGCUGGCCCGAGGAACAUGUCAUGGCCCUUGGUGUAUUCUUUCUCGAGCUCGACAAGCACCCAAUCAGCGACCUAGAGGGGGGAGAAACCGCUGUUCUACUGUACCAGGCGCGCAUCCGCUGUAGGUGGAUGGAAGACCUCAAGAGCACCAAUGACGAGGAAGUCUUCGACAUCAGUGUUGUCAAUGACAAACGGCUGGAUGAAAUGUACAGCGAGGUGCUCAACCUCCGUCAGGCCCAAGGCAUUAAACGAACCUUCGCACCUGCCAAUAAAUCAUCAAUUGACACCUUCUCCGAGGAAUACAACCACAACGUCCAAAUUGAGUUCGAACGUGGGAGAUACAUUGGGCCAGCUUCCUGUGCGGAGGUUGAAGCCCUCCUGGGUCCCUUCCAGACUUCUCCGCUCUCUGUCAUUCCCAAGCCUGCUAAACCGGGCAAAUUUCGCCUCAUACAAAACCUCUCCUACCCUCUCAAAGCCAUUGACAUCACUUCCAUCAACAGCGGCAUCAACUCAAACCAGUUCCCGUGCACCUGGGGAACCUUCUCCGUCAUCUGCCUUCUCAUCUCGCGGCUUCCCCCAGGCUCACAAGCAGCAGUUAGAGACGUCAAGGAAGCCUAUUGA